Molecule: messenger RNA, 4083 nt
Organism: Plasmodium knowlesi strain H
Lineage: Eukaryota; Apicomplexa; Aconoidasida; Haemosporida; Plasmodiidae
Product: serine/threonine protein kinase, putative
Exons: 1
Coding region: 1-4083 (1360 amino acids)
Biological process (GO): protein phosphorylation; regulation of mRNA processing; spliceosomal complex assembly
Molecular function (GO): protein kinase activity; ATP binding
Source: RefSeq, a predicted model, not a curated record
AUGAGUUACAGUGAUUCCAGAUCCCCAUCAAACAACAGCAGUAGUCAAGAUGCUACAUCGGGGAAAUUGCAAUACACAGAAAGUGACGAUGAAGGGAGUGACGAAUAUUGCAAGGGUGGAUACCACCCUGUGAAAAUUAACGAAAUAUAUAACAACCGCUAUAGAAUAGAAGGGAAGUUAGGAUGGGGCCAUUUCUCAACCGUUUGGGUCGCUACAGACUUAAAAAGUAAACCACUAAAAUUUGUUGCCAUAAAAAUUCAAAAAGGGUCCGAAUCAUUUGGAGAGUCAGCCAAAUGUGAAAUCAAUUAUUUAAAAACGGUUAAGGCAAAUUCUUUUGACUCUUCCUGGGUAGAAAUAAAAGAGCAUCAAAGGGAAAGGCUCUUUCAUUAUAAUAUGACCAAGGGAGUUGUUUCCUUUAUUGAUAGUUUUGAGCAUAAAGGACCAAAUGGUACCCACGUCUGUAUGGUGUUUGAAUUUAUGGGUCCCAAUUUAUUAUCCCUCAUUAAACAUUAUGAUUAUAAAGGGAUCCCAUUAAACUUAGUUCGAAAAAUUGCUACACAUGUCCUAAUAGGGCUACAGUAUUUACACGAUGUUUGUAAAAUUAUACAUAGUGAUAUAAAGCCGGAAAACGUUUUAGUAUCUCCUUUGUUAAAUAUUCCCAGACCAAGGGACUACAGCAAGGAUGAUGAUGCGCAAAAUGGACUUAAUAAAAAGGGAGAGAAGAAAGCAACAGAGGAAGAGAGGGGUAGUGACCAUUCCGACGGUAGCGACCAUGAUGAAGACGGGGAGGAUGACCAAUCAUCAUCCCCCAGCGAGGUGAAAGAUAAAUACGAAUGGGACAAUGUAGAUUUUAACAAAUUAACCAAACAGGAAAAAAAAAAAUUAAAAAGAAAGAAAAAAAAAUUCCUAAAAAAGGAACGAUUAAAAGUGGAAGCGGAGAAGAAAGAGGAGCAAGCCGGUAAUCAGGUGUCAGUAGGAAAUUCAUUCCAAAAUGGAAAUAAUAACCAACAGAGCAACGCUGAAACGCAGGAUGCGAAAAUCACCGUGGGAAAUGGAACACCAAACGAUAACAGCCAUUUUAAGAAGGAAGAUAAUGAACAUUCCAACAGCGCAAUACAGAUGAAUGCUGAGCAUGUGUUAAAGGAUGAAGAACUGAAGAGCGAAAAUCCAAACUUCCCCCUCAGUGGCAUAAAAAGCGGUACCUCCAUCCAGGCUACCGACUCACAGGAAGCACCAACAUGUAAUAGCAAGUGUGCACCCGGAGGUAAUGAUAAAAAUGGUGAACGAAAUAAUGUAAAGAACGAACUAGACCUUGACAGUAACAACACUAGCAACUGUUGCAAUUCGGCCCAGAAGAUGUCAGAUGCAAAUGACCCAGCCUGCACAACGAACACCCAUGCAGAGAAUGAACAGAAAGAAAAUUUACUCAAUAAGGGAGAUCCCAAAUUAAAUAAAAAAAAAACGACUAAUGAACCUCCAUAUGUUAAACAUAGACUUAGACCUUCCAACUCGGAUCCAUCCCUCGUCACCAGUUACAACAACAUACAUGCCCUCCAGGAAUCGUUAAUGAGAAGGCCCUACCAUUAUAAUAAUUAUUUUUUGUAUAAUCCGGAAAAGUACGGAGAUGACAGGUGCUCCCUAUUUUUGCAUCGUUUGCCCAGUGACUACUUAAAGAAGAGCACGUUGGAGGAUAGUGAUCACGAUAAGGACAUGGAGAACGAGCGAAACGACGAACAUGAUGGAGAUCACCAGGAAAAGCAAAGGGAAAGGAGCGAUGCGAGUGAUGGAGUAAAAUCCAUAGAAUUCCUAGGAAAGGAUUUUAACAAAAUCCCCAUCUACUGCGACAUGUUCAAUCACCUAAUGCAUCCAGAAGCUAUGAAAAUACACGACAAAUGUAAAGAGAAAAAAAAAGGAAAGUAUGCAAAACCAUGUAAGGAUGACACACAGGAGAAUAACAAGAAUGGCCAUAAAGUUGUUUACAUCAAAACAGAGGAAGGGGAUUAUCGUAUUAGACCCUACGAUCCAACUGUUUAUUACCAUGAAAAGGCAUGUUACAAAAUCUGCGAUUUAGGAAACAGUCUCUGGGUUGAUGAAUCAAGGUAUGCAGAAAUACAAACCAGGCAAUAUAGAUCGCCAGAGGUAAUUCUAAAAAGUGGUUUUAAUGAAACAGCAGAUAUUUGGUCCUUUGCAUGUAUGAUAUUCGAACUAGUAACUGGAGAUUUCCUAUUUAAUCCGCAAAAAUCAGAUAGAUACGAUAAAAAUGAAGAACACUUAAGUUUUAUGAUCGAAGUGUUGGGGAGUAUUCCAAAAUAUAUGAUAGACACAGGAUUCAAUUCUCAUAAAUAUUUUAAUAAGAAAACAUAUAAACUGAAAAAUAUAAAAAAUAUUAAGAGGUAUGGAUUGUACAAAAUAUUUAAGUACAAGUAUAACAUACCAGAAAAAGAAAUUAAUCCCUUAUGUAGCUUUUUACUUCCUAUGCUUUCCAUGGAUCCUCAGAAGAGACCCUCGGCCUACACUAUGCUCCAGCACCCCUGGCUCAAUAUGGUAGAACUGGAAGAAGAGGAGAUGCAGAUGAAAAAUAGAUCCUACUCUUUCAACAGCAUGAGUGCCCAACACAAUGCCAAUUAUGAGGAUCACCCGUACAGUAAGGAAAAUUAUCACAAGGAAAAUUAUAACAAAGAAAAUUAUAACAGCGCAAAUCAACAUACGGACAGAAGCAUGAAUUCGUCCAACAAGCACAACAACGCGCAGACGAAUUUUAUGGGACAACAGAACGAUGCUCCAAUGGGCCAAUUCGAGGAAGAGUUAUGCAGAAGCGAGGAUGAAGAAGAAGAAGAUGAAGAAGAGGAAGAGGAAUACAAUGAUGAGGACGACGAAGAGGGAGACGAGUCGGAAGAGGAGGUCGAUGAUGAAGAGGAUGACGACGAAGAAGAAGAAAACUACAAUAGCCAACCUGAGUAUGGUUUUCCCUAUAAAAAUAAUCACACCCAUAACGGAAUGGAGAGCAAGGCAACCACACUCAAAUACGACAAUUUGUAUCAAAAAAAAAAAAAGUUAGAGGAAAAAUUGAAAUAUAAACAAAUAAACGAAGGCAGCAUCCCUGAUUCGCCCGUCAACACGGAGGAUUAUAUGCUCCACAAUGAAAACAUACCCCACAUUACGUACAAUAAUGCAAAUAAUAAAAACUUCACGAAAAAUGCGCUACAAUAUCAAAAUUUCCAAAUGAAGAAUUUUCAGAAAAUUAGUAGUCUUGGAAUCAACGAUCAAGUGGUGAAUUCAGAAGAGGAUGGAGAUUAUCAGUACUACUAUGAUCACCCAGGGAAAUACAAAUACGACGAGGGGGAUGAAGAGGAAGAGAUUUCUAUGGAAGAUGUGGAGGACGAAGAUGAACAAAAUGAUGAUGAGGAUGGCGAAACAGAUGAAGCAACGGAUGAUAUAACGGAUGGCGUAACGGAUGAAGAAGAAGAAGAAGAAGAACACCGCGAAGACGGAUAUCAUCCCCAGAAUGAAAAUCCAAUCAAAAGGCACAGUAACAAUCACAAGAGGGUUGACAAUAGUAACUACCAAAAUGAAAGCGAUGAAAAUAAUUUCUGCAAUGAAGAAAGCGAAGUAUAUUAUGAAGGGGGAGAGGAAUACUCUGCGCACCUUACUGCAAAAAGACAAUCAAAGAAAAUUCCAUUUGAAGAGCAGGCAGGGCAAAGAGAUGUAUUAAUCCCCGUUAAACCAAGGGACUUCCUCAAAGUUCCUAUCCCUAAUGAGAAGGCAAAAUUAAGAGAUCAACUAUCCACAUCCAGUAGCCCCGAUUUGAAUGACAAUGCAGAAAAGGCAUCAACCGAAAUAGAGCAGAAUAGCACUUCAUCCAAAAAUUUCACCAGCGUCGUGAUGAGUUGUAAUAGUAUCAGCCAAAAUGUUGACAAAUUUGAAAAGAUCGAUCAAGAGGAAAAACAACUAUUCCAAGGGAAUGCACCGGGAACAGAGCGAGAUAAUGAAAGUCAAAUGGUUCAUGAUAAGCAGGAUGAGGAGAAGACCAAUAAAAUAAAUUGUAAAGUUAUCAACAAAAAGCCAUUUUGUGCCUUUUCCUAA